Messenger RNA from Babesia ovata, 3870 nucleotides. RefSeq lists its product as uncharacterized. NCBI's taxonomy places the organism in Eukaryota, Apicomplexa, Aconoidasida, Piroplasmida, Babesiidae. The record is from RefSeq and is a predicted model, not a curated record. The coding region runs from base 1 to 3870 and encodes 1289 amino acids. The transcript is spliced from 3 exons.
AUGUCUUUCCUUCAUGGAGUUCUUGAGAGUGUGAAGGAAGAUGAUAACGUUACAACAUACAAUAAUUACAUUAAAUCAUCAAAUAUUUAUGAUGAUUUACAUACUGUCCUUCAAAAUCUCCAAUCUUCAAUUGGCCAGGGACGCAGUGUCUUUGGUGCGCAGGUUGAAAAGGUGAAUGACAGGACUACAGGAGUAUCAUUUGAAUUAGGUAAAUAUGUUACAAGUGUUUCAAGUCAAGCAGAGAAGCCACUCAAGGAGCAACUGGACAGCUGGACCAAGACAGUGGAAGACAUUAAUAAUCACAUUAACGACAACAUAAUCACUAAUGUUGAUAGAUUAGACCCCGCACUUAGCGAUAAGAUAAAGCGUGAAAUAGAGCCCGUGCGAAAGGUGGUGGAGCAGUUGGGGAGGGUGGCUGGGAAUCCAUUCGUGGUGGAUCAGGCCAAGGAUGUCGACGGCCAGUUAGAAUGGCAGAGGAAAUAUGUCGAAAAUGCUAUUAUACAUGGCAGUGACCAUGUAAAAAGCACCAUAGAAAAUAUGUUUCACGCAAUUUUCGAGAACAUUAGGAAGGUUAAAAAAGCGCGGCGUACCCACAUUGACAGUAUCGUGUUGGCAUUGAAUAAUGCGCAAAUAUUCCUGGAUAAGCAAUUUGAGUGGAAUUAUAAGACAGACAUUUUGAACCAUUUUGAUACUAUAAAGCACAACGUUAGUCAGGUUUACAAUACACUAUUCGACAAAAAAGCAGAGCUUGAGAAAUUAGUAAGCGAAAUGCAGGGGAAGUUACAAAAGUUGUCGACAACUUUUGCAGCUAGCGUCAAACAGUGUGUCCAAGCGGAUUUGAUUAAGUUGCAGGAGGAGAUUGAUAAGCUUAAAAAUGGCAUUGGUGACGAUAAUGUUCUUGUUAGUGGUGCGUUGAAGUUGCUUAAGGCGGCUUUGGAUAAACUUAAGGAGACGACGGAUCCAAUUGCGUCGACCUCAAAGUUGCUUGGAGAGAAGUAUGAGAGCGAUUUUAAAGAGAAAUUCUAUAAUUUUGCGGACUCGCUUGGAUCGGCGAAAUUGGGAGAUUUCAAGUCGGCAUUACAGAGGUAUUCCACUUCCUUGAGUGAAAAGAUUCAGAAGUUGGAAAGCAUUAAAAAGGUCACAAAUUCAAAACAACUCACUGUCCAGUCUUCUCAAUCUCAGAUUCAGGAUCUAGUAGGACAAUUAAAUAUUGAAACCGAUAUGAUUACAAGGAGGUAUAAUAUUCUGUCAACUAGCGGUGGAACUGCUGUCGAUGCAAUGGCCUUUAACAGGGCAGUCGACAAAGUCGCAGGUGCAAUUAACAAACUGAGUGAAGAACUUCAGAAAACGGUUCAGGAAGCCUAUGGUGAUAUUAAUACAUCAUCCACUAAUGGAGCAUUAUCAAGUGCUGUCGCACAAAUUGAUACCCUAACCAAUUUGAAAGAUGCUGUUUACGGUUCAGGCGCAAAAUCAUCCGAUCAACCCCAACCGAAGUCUCUUGCUAAGCAUCUCACUGAGUUAACCGCCGCAAUCGGUGAAGCCGAUAAUGGGAAUCUUUCUACUGCCAUCGCAGCUUUCAACUCUAACGCUAAAGAGCGCAUCAAAAAAGUCGCCAGUACAGCAAUUGCAGCUGCCUCUAAAAAAGUGUAUGAAGAUAUUAAAAAAUUUGGCGACAACGGAGGAUGUACAAAGCAGCUUGCCGAAGCAUUAAAGCUAUUACAGCAUCAGUUAGAACAACUUGAAGAAUAUAUAAAAAAUCCCCAGACAGGUUUAAUUGACAGGAAAAUUACGGAAAUACAGAGCAAUGUUAUUGAUGAGCUUGAGAAAAUUUCUAUAAAGGAUAAAGAUGAAACACUAAGCAUAGAAAAAGUGAAGAAUGAAGCCGAUGCAAAAAUAGACCAGUUGAAGGAUGCUAUAAAGGACAAGCUUCACGUCAUACGCCUGGCCGUCAACACAGCAGACGAGACAUUGGCGCAAGCCAUCACCGCCUUGUACAACGUGUACAGUAACGCACGUCACACUCUCAUCACUGAGAUCACGAAACUCAAACAGCAUCUCUUAGAAGCCACCAAAAAUGCCUUCCAAAAAGUAACAGAUGAAAUCCGCUCCCUCUUCGCCGCCUCCCACAUCGCCGACCUCCAGGCCCUGCGCGCGCUCGUCGACCAGCAACUGCAAGCCGUGCAAACAAUAAUCGCGCGGGACGCAGUCACGGGCGUGAAGGGUUUAUUGGGGAAAUUAAAAGAAAAGUAUGUUGGUAAAAUCCAGACAUCUAAAUUUGUUCCAAAAUAUCCACUGAAAGAUGCUGCACAAGGUGUUAAUAAUGCCUUUAAAUUCUUCUUCGGCAAUCUGGAACAUCAAGAGGAUUUUGCUUUUCACUUCGGGAAAGUGAAGCACUCGUAUGAACGUCUAACAACAUUACUCACUGACCUUCAUAAUACUCAGCAUUUUAGCCAUAAAUUUAGUACUAAUCUAGAUGCAUUAAAUAAUGAACUUAACGAUCUUUCACCUAAGCGAUUUAACUACUCCCACAACCCGCUGCUCCUCGACGCCAUCAGGUCCGGCAUGCACAAAUUCACCGAGCAACUCGGACACGCGUACGUGAAUAAAUACAGUGGGAAAACGGUAACGUGGGAUAAGCCAAAAUCCCCUACAACUUCAACCUCUACUAAUACUGCAACUCCUACUCCCCGACCAGCGCCAGCUCCGCCUGCCGCUCCACCAAGUGAACCAUCCGAAGACGCAAUGAGAUGCGCCAAAAUUCUGGUUACUAUUAUGGACGGGGUACAAAAACAUUUGGGCGAUUUAAGUAGAGAAAGUAAUAACAAUAAGACUACGCAAAUUCAUUCCGGUUUAAUUAAUAAACCUGGCGCCCCUGCGGGUAAAAGUGGAGCACAACCGGAACAAAUUAAAAAUGCCCUAGGAACAGCCUUCGCAGCCCGAGGCUUCAAUGUGGCGACCGACAAGGACAAGCAGGACGGUGAGCUACAGAGAUCUGAGAACAUGAAAGGUCAAAUAAUAAAUGAGAAACUUCUCAAUGAAAAAUCUAUCAACGUUACCGGAAUUAAAUCCCUUUAUGAGUGGACCACUGGUAAGGCAAUUCCUACUUCUUCCGAAGCUACGCAGAAUAACAUCUCUCUCAUCGAGUUUGUCGAUUUCCUUCGCUAUCUUUUCCGAAAGUAUUAUGAAGUAUGCCAGCAUAUUCAUAUCGAUAUUCCCAAGCCGCCGUCUAAUAUCUACCAGAUGAUGUGUUGGCUGUCCGGGUUGUACUUCAAUCCGAUGUACGAGAAGGUGAAGGAACAAUUUAAUGGACUUUUUGAUAAGGAUAUCAAGCAGUUAGCUGUUGUCGUACCAGACAGAGAGAAACACACAAAAACUGAAAAUCUUAAAGCUAGUGAUUUACACACUCCACUCCAACAAGUUUGUUUGCGCUCGCAACUUACACUAACCGCCAUCCUAGGUCACGGCCAUCCUGAUGGCCGUUACGCCUGCGAUUUCCGCACAAACAUCGAUAAUUUAUUGUAUCCAUAUGCUCCAUCACAGUGUUUAGACAUGCUUGUAGAUAUUUUGAAGAGAGUGUGUCAACAAACAUACUUCCUAUACCUACAAUGUAACAACAGCCGUAUUAGAGGCGGGUGGGCUGACUGCCACUAUGGCAGAUAUGUGGGUGGUUCAUCAUGGGACUGUAAUGAGAGACAGUGUCCCAACGAACAGUGUAACCUAAGACCUAACCAACGUGCUGACCAAAGUGCUAACCAAGGUACUAACCAAAAGUGUAACCAACAUCCCAAAUGCGGUGUUAAAUCACCCUUCAGUCCUUCCUGGAGGCCUUCCAGGUUUCCUACCGCAUACAUUUACCACACCUGGCUGUAA